Synchiropus splendidus (mandarinfish) is the source of this 834-nucleotide messenger RNA. Its product is annotated as myeloid-associated differentiation marker homolog. The transcript has 2 exons. The record is from RefSeq and is a predicted model, not a curated record. Bases 1 to 834 code for a protein of 277 amino acids. NCBI's taxonomy places the organism in Eukaryota, Metazoa, Chordata, Actinopteri, Syngnathiformes, Callionymidae. Gene Ontology annotation, cellular component: membrane.
AUGGUAACACUGGACCUUCGGGUGUUGAUAGUGCGAAUACUGGAGGUGGUCUUCACCUGCAUCGCCUUCAGCCUGGUCGCGUCGUUGGGUCAUCGCACCAGCUCUUUCUGGACCUGGUGCAUGUUCACCUGGUGCUUUUGCUUUGCCGUCACCAUCUUGAUCCUGCUUUUGGAAAUCACAGAUCUGAGCUCCAAAAUCCCGAUUUCAUGGGACGACUUCACCGCUGCUUAUGCCAUGCUGGCCACUUUAAUGGUUCUAGCAGCAUCCAUCAUCUAUCCAAACUACACUCUGUGCCCCAGUUGUGACAAACAGAUUGCUGCCGUGGUCAUGUCCUGUUUUGCCUUCAUUGCUUACGCGAUCGAGGUCGGGCUGAUCCGGGCCAAACCCGGUGAGAUAAGUGGGUUUCUGGCCACCGUGCCCGGCCUCCUCAAAGUCCUGGAGACCUUUGUAGCGUGUAUCAUCUUCAUCUGCCUGGACCGGAGCCACUACACCAGGUACGCCGGGCUCCAGUGGUGCGUCGCCGUCUACUCCAUCUGCUUCAUCGUCGCCCUCCUCGUCAUCCUCUUCACCAUCUUUCGUCUUCUGGCGCUCUUCCCAGCGCCGUUCGAUAAAGUCCUGACCUUCUUUAACGUGACGGCCAUCUUGAUGUACAUGACAGCCGUGGUCAUCUGGCCGCUGUACAGCUUCAAGAACAACAAUAGCAGGCCCAACAAGUGCCAGAAACCUUGUCCGUGGGACGCCCUGGUGGUCAUCACCUUCAUGACCUGCUUCAACCUGGUCGUCUAUAUCGUUGACACUGUGUAUUCCCUCAGACUGGUUUUUGUCAGGAGGUGA